GGGCUAGCGGCCUUUUGUGUGGGCAUAAGUUGAUAUAAUGUGCACUGCCCCAUACGGGAAUUUUCUGUCACUCAAUAUUCAGUAAUUUUAAAAUAUGAAUCAUACCAUUUUCUGUCCUACGACCAUCGAGACCAAGUGUGAGGCACAGCCACAGACCAAGACGAUGGAGUUCGUGGAGGAGGACGGAAGUCCUAUCGACGUCCAGGAAGUGAUCGAGUUUGCCGGUGCGGACCAGGGAUCUGCAGCUUCAGAGAUGAAAAGAGAAGUCAAGCGUGGUGGCAAAAGGCCAGGCCGACACGUGUCACAUUUCCUAAGAAAUCAGCAUCAUCGUCGCUCAAAGUAUUUAAAAACAACGCGAACCCUGAUAGCAAAGGCAAAGGAUCUGGAGAUCAGCACCGGUGCAAGUGUAAUGCUGCACAUCAACCACCCGGGCUACAAGGACGUAGGAUAUACCAGCGUUCCAGCAACGGUGGACUCGCCCGCUCAAGUCGAGGGGACGGCGCACACGCCAGCUUCGCCAGUUGACCUGCCUAACCCGGAGCAUAUACGACUGGCAGAGGAGGGUGAGCAGCGAAAAGAACCUUUGGAUUCCAAGACCACAGCGAAAAGAAAAGAGCUGAUUUGGCACGACGUUACCGAGCAACUGGACAUAACAAGGGACCGAGCAAAACAGCAGCGGAAAGGCACAAAAGACAAUUAUCGCAGCGUCCGUGCCAAGCCGCGCUCCCUGCCUAGCGGACCGGCUGCAGUAGCCUGGCGCCGCUUCAAGAGCAGCAGAAGCUGUACCUCUGUACCUUGGGCGCGGGCUCGGAUGCCAAGGCUACCUGCCCGAGUCUCCGGGGGUCGCACUCUGAGUUGACGCAUCUUGACGCCGCAGAAGGUGCCGGAGGGGAAACGCGUACACUCCAACACCUGAGCGCAGCGGCACGGAAACGCCCAGUGCUGUGGCACCAACAGGGGUGUCUUCGACGCUGGAUCAGCUGAACGCAAGGGAAGAAAUAGCAAAGAAAAGUAAACACGCGGGUUUUUUCACUGAACUAGACCAGAUGCUGGAACGCAUGGGAGAGCGCAAAGCGUGUGAGUUCAAAGCUAGAGUGUACGCGGAGGCCGUGAAGACUGCUUUCAAUUUGUAGCUUCUAGCUGAGUGGGCCAUACCGAAAGCUACAUGUUUUGUCGUGCACUGUUUCAAUUCUGUUCAGCCUGGAAAGUUGACCCAUGAUGUAUUGUGCUUUGUGAAGUUCAUAUACCUACCUAAGUUUAUAGCUUGCGGGAAUACGCGAGAUUGUACAUUGUAUUGUAUUUUAUUAUAUAUUUUCAUCAACCUC
Amphibalanus amphitrite is the source of this 1325-nucleotide messenger RNA. RefSeq lists its product as uncharacterized. The transcript is spliced from 6 exons. Bases 95 to 859 code for a protein of 254 amino acids. The record is from RefSeq and is a predicted model, not a curated record. NCBI's taxonomy places the organism in Eukaryota, Metazoa, Arthropoda, Thecostraca, Balanomorpha, Balanidae.